ACUAUAUCAAAAUUUGUUGAAUGGAAACUUCACAAUUCAAAUAUUUUUAGUGAUGAGUAAUAUGAUGGAAAAAUAACUAUAAAUAAAAUCAUCGUCUAUGAAUCGAACAACACUAACUUUAAGUUUGCAUGAGGGCAACAAAACACUGAGCGUCAUAGUCUCACAUCGAUUCGGAAGAUCCUCGAUCAAGUCCUGAUGAUGCUUCUAAAUGUCAACUCCCGAAGCAUGUAUGUCGACGAUAUCGCGAAUAGGAAUCUCGGUGAGUCCUCUCCGGACUCAAGCCAACUCAAAGUUGGAAGGAAUUUCAUAUAAAUAGAACCCAAGCCGAUGGUGGUUCAUCUCAGUCUCUUCCUAGUCUUUGGAUAGUCAGGUUUGCAAGUUUCAUCAUGGCUUUUAAAUUGAUUUUGUUGGCCAUCUGUUUGGCAAUGACCUCGGCCCGGCCUCAAGUCGACAGCAACGGCAACGACGGAGCCCAAGGGCCAAUGUUUGAUCCCAACCCAGUGUACAACUUUGCCUAUCAAGUGGCGGAUGAGGAUAGCCAAAAUUACAUGACACAGGAGGAGAGUCGGGAUGGCGAGAAUGUGACUGGAAAAUAUUCUUAUGUGGAUCCCAAUGGAGCUUUGGUCACGGUUACUUAUCAAGCUGGAGUCAUGGGUUAUACAGAGGAGAGAACCUUGCAAGAGAAUUUCGUGACCAUCCGUAAUCGACCUCAAACGACCCGGUCGUCUACUACGUCAUCCACGUUCGAGUCCGGAUCUGGUUCCGUUUCAAGUAGCGUCUCUAACACAAGAUCUGGAUCUGGAUCUGUUUCCGGUAGCAUCUCUAAUUCUGGAUCCGGAUCCCUUUCGAGUAGUGUCUUCAGCUCUGGAUCUGGAUCCAUCUCUGGGAGUGUCUCCAACUCCCGCCGGACUUCCAAUUCUGGCACGGGAUCAACUCGAUUCGGCUCAGUGAACUCCAGUUCUGGAUCUUCUCGCUUUGGCGCCAACACUCGGGAUUCUACUUCAACCACCACCACAACCACUACAAUCGAUAACGGCAGCAACGAAGGCCUUGUUUCCCAAGUGAGCACGGCUGUUGAACCCGCCGUCCAACAAGUCGUCUCCACCCAAUCUAGCACCUCUUCUUCUGAAGGGACCAGUGAUCUGGUGGCCAGGAUCAUUGCCCAAUUGACUCCAUUUAUCCAGCAAACCGUCUCAAACUCGUUGGACACGCCCAGUUCCAAUAACCAACAGACCACAACUACCACUACUCGGCGCAUUCAGAGCACACCCGUGGUGAUCACCCGCCCCAUUGGUUCGUCUGGACCGGCUCGAUCCCUGGCGAACUAAGGCGUCUUCUUUGUUCUCAGAGAAUCCCUUGCCAGCUCCACAAAAUUUCGAAAUAUGAGCUCUUCUGGAGCUGAGAGUAUCUUUGGAGUGUUUUUAGAAUGACUUCAGUUCCAGUACGGGGUAAUAUUUAUGAUUUUUGGUUGUGGAGGGACUUUUGUAUAAUGAUGAAUAUGAUGAUGAUAUUUGUGAACGUUUUCAAGGCGAACGUAUUUCUUAACAUUGAUCUAAUUUGUAAGCUCAAUAAAUAAAGCUUGUA
This is a messenger RNA of Tigriopus californicus, 1584 nucleotides long. RefSeq lists its product as uncharacterized. The transcript is spliced from 4 exons. Gene Ontology annotation, cellular component: extracellular matrix. The record is from RefSeq and is a predicted model, not a curated record. Lineage: Eukaryota; Metazoa; Arthropoda; Copepoda; Harpacticoida; Harpacticidae. Bases 387 to 1328 code for a protein of 313 amino acids.